AUGGAGCCCACUCCUACCCCGAGCCAGGUCCACGUCGCCAGCAACGGCACCUUAGACUUGACACAGCCCUUAUGGACUUUGUACGUGGAUGGCUCUUCCAACGCCCAGGGAUGCGGAGCUGGCCUUGUUCUCAUCUCUCCAGACAAGGCUGUCCUUGAGUACGCCAUUCGCUUCCAAUUCCACGCCUCCAACAAUGAGGCCGAAUACGAAGCACUCUUAGCUGGCCUCCGGUUAGCCAAGGAGAUCGGCGCUAGGAAAAUUCAGAUUUUCAGCGACUCACAGCUCGUUGUCCACCAAGUCAACCAGGACUUCACUGCCAAGGACGUGUCCAUGACAGCCUACCUCCAACAUACCCGCCAUUUGCUUACAACCUUCAACGCUUAUUUCAUAAGCCAGGUACCACGCUCGGAGAAUAGCCAUGCCGAUGCCCUAGCUAGACUAGCCUCCGCCAUAGAGCAGGGCCUUGGCCGUAAUAUCCACAUGGAAAUCUUGGAUCAGCCAAGCACACGGGCACCACUCAUCUGCGCCAUCGAUCACAGCCCAACAUGGAUGGACCCCAUCCUCCAAUUUGUGCAGAACCAGACGCUACUCGCUGACCCUGAGGAAGGCCACUACAUCCUCCGGGAAAUCCACGAAGGCAUCUGUGGUAGUCAUUCAGGCACCCGCUCACUAGCGCAUAAGGCCAUUAGGCAAGGAUACUUCUGGCCCUCACUUCACACUGAUGCCCGAGCCUUCACCCAGAAGUGCGACAAGUGUCAGCGAUUUGCCAAUAUCCCUCAACUCCCAGCUAAACCUUUAACAACCAUGAUCGUUUGCCGCUUCGGCAUCCCCAACGCCAUCGUCACGGACAACGGUCGGCAAUUUGACAACGCAAAAUUUAGGCAAUUUUGUUCCAACAUCAAGAUUAAACUUUUCUUCGCUUCUCCGGCCCAUCCUCAGUCUAAUGGCCAGGUCGAAGCCGUGAACAAAAUUAUCAAGAAGACCCUGAAGACCAAGCUUGACAAAGCCAAGGGUUGCUGGCCGGAGCUACUCCCAGAGGUUCUUUGGGCUUACCGCACCACCUUUCGUACCUCAACGAGAGAAACACCAUUCUCUCUUUCCUUUGGUACCGAAGCCGUGGCACCAGUGGAGAUUGGCCAGCCUACAUACCGAACCUCCACGUACGAGGCGGAAGCCAAUAACGAGCAGUUGGCCCUCAGCCUCGACUUCAUUGACGAGCUUCGUGACCAGUACAACAUGCGCAACGUCGCGUACAAACAGCGUAUUGCCAAGUACUACAACUCCAGAGUUAAACAUCGAGCUUUCACUACUGGGGACUGGGUCAUACGCAAGGUUUCCUAA
Prunus mume (Japanese apricot) is the source of this 1341-nucleotide messenger RNA. Lineage: Eukaryota; Viridiplantae; Streptophyta; Magnoliopsida; Rosales; Rosaceae. The record is from RefSeq and is a predicted model, not a curated record.